UACUAAUAAUAAUAUUUAAAUCACUAAUUGUGUCAUCAAUUUUAUGACAUCAAAUGAUGAGAUUAGUUGUCAAUUGAUUGCAAAGAAAAUGUCUUUAAAAACUGAUUCAACGGAAGAAGAAGAUGAAGACGAAGAAGAAAGUCGACAAUCAUUUGAUCGUUUGGGCGAUGAUUUGACUGAACUAUUGUUGUCUUAUCUGACAUUUGAUGAUAAACUAAGACUUGAAUCGGUUUCAAAACAAUGGCAACGAUUGAUACCGAAGACUAUCAAAAAGAUGAUUAUAUUUGAUAAUCAUAAGUUUCGGCGAAUAACCGACGAUUCGUUGGCCAAACUGUUGUCAAAGUGUCCAAACAUUAUACACAUUGAACUCAAAUUAGGGUGUUUUCUGAAAGAGACACCCGUUUUGUUGUUGAUUAUCAGCUACUGUCCGCACUUACGGCACAUACAUCUCUAUAUUAACAAAACAAUAGAUGAACUAUCGGUUCCACUAAUCGACGAUUUGUUUACAAUAUUUGCUAAUCAGUUGCAAACAAUUCGUUUCUAUUAUUAUGAUUGCCUAGAGUUGGAUGAGUUGUUGGCCAAAAAUAUACGUAAAUGUAGUCAAUUAGUGUCAUUGAAUUGCCUAACAGUUUAUGAUUAUAUUCAUGUAUCAGUUUUGAAAGUCUAUCGUCAAUUGUUGACUACGACUACUACUACUACUACUAACUGUGAAGAAAGGGKUGACUUAUUUAAAGAUAUUAUCAGACAAUAUGGCAGACAAUUGACUGAAUUGUCUGUAGUAUUCGUGGGUCUCACAGAUAAAUACUUUACACAACUUAUGUCUCAAUUGUCACAAUUGAAACAAUUGACUUCAUUGUCGAUUCAAGUCAAAGAUUAUGACGACGAUAUUUUUUGCCCACAAUUCCCAAAACUAUUGCUACCAAUUGGUAUCAAAUGUCGACGAUUGAAGAGUCUAUCAAUCGAUUGUAAUUAUAGUAAUAUUGACUUAAUUGGAUCAAACAAUCAUCAGACGAUGAUUAUUGGCUGCAAACAGUUAACACAUUUGAUUAUCAAUUCAAAGAAAAUGUCGACAACCGAUCAGUUUAUCGGUAAUAUCGCCGCUAACUGUCCGCGACUUCAAUACUUUGAAUACACCGGUUAUCGCAUUGAUUCACAGACAUUGAAAUCAUUGCAACGAUUAUCACAAUUGCGUUCAAUUAAGUUAAACAAUGUCWWCGACAACAAUGAUAUCGAUUUGGAUGCUAUUAAAAUGGUCCGACCGACUAAUGGAAGCGACUAUCGGUAA
This is a messenger RNA of Oppia nitens, 1285 nucleotides long. RefSeq lists its product as uncharacterized. Lineage: Eukaryota; Metazoa; Arthropoda; Arachnida; Sarcoptiformes; Oppiidae. The transcript has 5 exons. Bases 44 to 1285 code for a protein of 413 amino acids. The record is from RefSeq and is a predicted model, not a curated record. Gene Ontology annotation, biological process: SCF-dependent proteasomal ubiquitin-dependent protein catabolic process. Gene Ontology annotation, molecular function: protein binding. Gene Ontology annotation, cellular component: SCF ubiquitin ligase complex.